GAUUCGAAACUGUGCUUGCGAUCAAUUUUCCCACAGUCUAUUAUUCAAAUGGUUCGGAAUUUUCAUUGACAUGAAAUGCCAAAAAUAUUUGAGUGAAUAAUAAAAUCUACAAGUGACAAAUAAGAAGAUAAAAUAUUCUUUUAUGGAUUACGGGGAGAAUAAAAAUUUAACUAACAGUUUUUUGAGUACGGAAUUUAAUAAAAAUGAUAACCAAACGCCAAAUUUUAUCAAACAGUUUUCAUGCACGUUAUUGGAAGAAGGGAACAAUAAAAGUGAUUUGAAACUGAAAAUAUCAAAACUCGAGGCUUACAGUCGUCAGUUGUGUAUGAACUUGAUAGAUUUGCAAAAAAAUCGUGAAGACAUAACCAAUAAAACGUUGGCGCUGUCAGCUGAGCUAGAAUGCACUGAGAAUGAGACUGAAGCGAUAUAUUCAGAACCGAAUGUCGACGUUUCUCUCCCAAUCAAAAAGAGAGAAUGUUGCUCUAUUUGCAUGGGGGAUAUAAAAAAAGAUUUAAAUAACGAAUGGGACUACGGAGAGACCGAUGAUCUUUGCGAGCCCUGCUUGGACGCUUUUUCUCUCCCAGAAGUCAACGUUUCUCAAUGUUGUUGCUGCAUGUACAGUCAGAAUCACGAAUCUUACGAUUGUUUUUGCGAAAAAUGUCAUAACCUCGAAUCGAAUAUUGGCUCAAAUUCUGCGAGUUACAUUUUUUCGGAUCACGAAAUUCUUCAGCAUGCUCAAAAAAUGAGUCGAGGCGAUUCGAAUUUUUGUUGCGUUUGCAGCAAUUUUGAAGAACCUUUUGUGGGCCACUGUCACAAAAUUUGCGAGUGUGAAGAACACAUCGUAGAUGGCGCUGAAGAGCUAUUCGGAGGUAGACUCGAUUGUGUCGAAACUUUGCAGAAAUUUAUGAACAAUAAUAAUGUGUGUCUUGGGGAAAUUGAAUCGAACACACAAUCGAAAAGAAUUUGUGAGUCGUGUGGAAGGUAUGACAUUCAAGAUUCUGCUUCGCCGUCUCAUUCAUCGAAGUGCAAGUUGAUCAAAAUUUCAGAAAAAAAUGGUACAAAAAUCGAAGAAAACAAGGGAAAAUUACAAAAUAAAUGUUCAGUCGAAGAAGCAUCAAACGUUGAACGAGUCGAAGACAUCGAGGGUGUCUUUGGAGUACCACAAAAUACUGCAAAUUCGAGAUCAAAAAAUCAAAUAUUCGACAACGAGCCUGGAGGCGAUUCCAAAACGAAAAUAAACGGUUGGAAACGUUCGGAACGCCUCCGACAUUCAGAAACGACAAAAACUGAGUCUUGGACGGACGAAACGAAAAGUGGGGAGCAGCAAAGUAUGAGGAGCGAUUUUGCAUCAGGGCUUUUCGUACUUUUCGUCAUUAUUUUAUCGUACGCUUCUCGUUCUCCUGAUUUAUCUCUAUCAAUAAUUUACUUCGACAAUUUUUCGACGUACCUCCGCGGAAUAUUUGACAUUUCAAAAAACGAGAGAAUCGCGAAGCUCAUCGACCUUUUUAAUCGCGAAUUCAGCAGUUUUCAAAAACUCUUUUAUUUUCUCACCAAUAAUUUCACCUUCCUCGGUGCUGUUUUCGGCUCCAUAUCUUUCCUCAAAAGCGUCUGGUCCGUUGCUAAAAAUUUGUAUUUUUUCUUACGAAAAGACUCGUACGACUGCUACCCCUAUUUUUCCCUAAGAAAGCCUCGUAAAUUAUUAAAAAGCUCUUUCAAACGUGUCAUCGCUUCUUCCAAAUCGCAAGUCCAUUAUUUUUCCUACGUCUCGUGGCUGGCCCUCGGUUUUCUCAUCGGUAGACUGUCCCGAAUGAGUGACAAUUGGUCUCCCCCGUCCUCGGGAGCCGCUUCAAAUAAUCUUCUGGCUCGUGUCAAAUGGUGGUGAUUUUUUUUGGUAACUCAAUCUUUUGAACCGUUCAUGAAUCCGAAUUUUUCAAGGAAAUAUCCAAAUGGAAAGUUUACGGAAAUAAAUGUUUUAUUGUGUCAAA
This is a messenger RNA of Venturia canescens, 1985 nucleotides long. RefSeq lists its product as uncharacterized. The record is from RefSeq and is a predicted model, not a curated record. The transcript has 4 exons. Lineage: Eukaryota; Metazoa; Arthropoda; Insecta; Hymenoptera; Ichneumonidae. The coding region runs from base 143 to 1882 and encodes 579 amino acids.